AUGGCCGGGCAGAGAAUGGCAGGACGGGACCGCAUUCGCAUGAGCAUUCGGAUGAAGACAGUUCUCCAGUCUGUGGGUGUCUGUGAGUUUGAUGAUGUGCAUGUGAAAUUCACUGAGGAAGAGUGGAAUUUGAUGGAUCCUUCCCAGAAGAGUCUCUACAAAAAUGUGAUGUUGGAAACCUACCUGAACCUCGAAGCUAUAGGCUAUCAUUGGAAAGAGCAUCAUCUUGAAGAACAUUGUCAAAAUAAUAGAAGUCAUGAAAGAUCUAGUAAUCUCCAAUAUCAUAAAAUAACACAUACUAGAGAGAAACCUUAUGCAUGUAAUCAAUGUGGUAAAGCCUUUGCAAGACCCAUUUAUCUCCAAAGACAUAAAAUGACACAUACUGGAGGGAAACAUUAUGAAUGCAAUCAAUGUGGUAAAGCCUUUGCAAGAUCCAAUGAUCUCCAAGUUCAUAAAAGAACACAUACUAGAGAGAAACCUUAUGAAUGCAAUCAAUGUUGGAAAGCCUUUGCAUGCAACAGUACUUUCCAAUAUCAUAAAAGAACACAUACUGGAAAGAAACCUUAUGAAUGUAAUCAAUGUGGUAAAGCCUUUGCACAGCACAGUGAUCUCCAAAUUCAUAAAAGAACACAUACUGGAGAGAAACCUUAUGAAUGUCACCAAUGUGGUAAAGCCUUUGCAAGACCCAGUCAUCUCAAGUAUCAUAAAAGAACACAUACUGGAGAGAAACCUUAUGAAUGUAACCAAUGUGGUAAAACCUUUUCAUCCUUUGCAAAACCCAAUCACCUUCAAUAUCAUAAAAGGGUACAUACUGGAGAGAAACCUUAUGAAUGUAGUCAAUGUGGUAAAGCCUUUGCAAGAUCCAGUGAUUUCCAAAUACAUAAAAGAACACAUGCUGGAGGGAACCCUUAUGAAUGUAAUCAAUGUGGUAAAGCAUUUGCAAGACCCAAUGAUCUGCAAACAGAUAAAAGAACACAUACUGGAGAGAAACCUUAUGAAUGUAAUCAAUGUGGUAAAGCCUUUGCAAGACUUAUUGAUCUCCAAAUACAUAAAAGAACACAUACUGGAGAGAAACCUUAUAAAUGUAAUGAAUGUGGUAAAGCCUUUGCAAUAUCCACUAAUCUUCAACGUCAUAAAAGAACACAUACUGGAGAGAAACCUUAUGAAUGUAAUGAAUGUGGUAAAGCCUUUGCAAGACCCAGUCAUCUCCAGUAUCAUAAAACAACACAUACUGGAGAGAAACCUUAUGAAUGUAUUCAAUGUGGUAAAGCCUUUGCAGUAUCCAGUAACCUUCAAUAUCAUAAAAGAGCACAUACUGAAGAGAAACCUUAUGAAUGCAAUGAAUGUGGUAAAGCCUUUUUAAUAUCCAGUAAUCUUCAACGUCAUAAAAUAACACAUACUGGAGAGAAACCUUAUGAGUGUAAUGAAUGUGGUAAAGCCUUUGCAAGACCCAGUCAUCUCCAGUAUCAUAAAAGAACACAUACUGGAGAGAAACCUUAUGAAUGUAGUCAAUGUGGUAAAGCCUUUGCAGUAUCCAGUAACCUUCAACAUCAUAAAAGAACACAUACUGGAGAGAAACCUUAUGAA
This is a messenger RNA of Apodemus sylvaticus (European woodmouse), 1587 nucleotides long. Its product is annotated as zinc finger protein 431-like. The annotation marks the transcript as partial. Lineage: Eukaryota; Metazoa; Chordata; Mammalia; Rodentia; Muridae. Gene Ontology annotation, biological process: regulation of immune system process; regulation of cytokine production; negative regulation of transcription by RNA polymerase II. The transcript is spliced from 5 exons. The record is from RefSeq and is a predicted model, not a curated record.